Mesocricetus auratus (golden hamster) is the source of this 2712-nucleotide messenger RNA. Its product is annotated as zinc finger protein 391. Bases 1091 to 2665 code for a protein of 524 amino acids. Gene Ontology annotation, biological process: negative regulation of transcription by RNA polymerase II. Lineage: Eukaryota; Metazoa; Chordata; Mammalia; Rodentia; Cricetidae. The record is from RefSeq and is a predicted model, not a curated record. The transcript is spliced from 4 exons. Gene Ontology annotation, molecular function: DNA-binding transcription repressor activity, RNA polymerase II-specific; RNA polymerase II cis-regulatory region sequence-specific DNA binding.
UCCGGCCUUUGUGUUUAAAGUGUCUUAGGGUGGUCCCCAGCCUCGGGGAGCCCCCGGUGGUCCUGAUGAGAUCGCUGCUGCUGGGCGAGCUGCGGCUGCUGGAGAUGCACGUGGGCCAUGGAGACGGUUAUUUACCCGGAGCCUGGGCAUCUAAUUAGUGGCAACACUUGUAGAGAAAAUACCUCUCCACCCGUUACCAACUGGAACCUGCCGCAGAUCCCUCAGGGAGGGGCGAAGGCCUCAUGAGCCCUCCCACACGGAGUACUGACAGGUCCAGUCUUCUGCAGGCCGCGUGCGUUUCAUCCAUCACAGCUACUGACAUUUUGGGUGCAAGGGCCACGUCAGAAGAGUCAGAGACAGCCCCUGCCCCCACUGCUAGGCGUCCCACAAGAACACCACGCUACACAAUCAUAACCUACACAAUCAUAACCUACGUGCGGCAGAGGACCUGGGUGUCCCUUCAGGGUCUGUGUGCCUCCGCGAACCCUCAUCGGUUGGUUCUGUGGGCCACGGAACACUUAGGCCUGAAGCUGGCCUGUCAACCUGUUAGCUGUGUAUGGGGUCACUGAUUCAAGUCACUAGAAUCCAUACUGGCUGGAUGCACUGUAAACUUCUUCCCGGAGUCAACAAACAGCAGUCUCCGCUUUUCAAGAGUUGAUUCUUGUAGCAGAGGAGGAAUUCUUCUCAGAGACCUCUGCCCUGGUAGAGCUGGCAUGCCUUAUCACAAAAAAAAGGAACUUCUGGAUGGGCCAGGGUGAAGCCGACUUAGGAUUUGCUAGGAAGAGGUUUUCACCUGGACUUGAGCGUGAAGGUUAAUGGAAGCAGGUUCUCAGAAGGGGGACGGUGCAUCCGUGUGUGAGUGCAGAGUUCUUCACAGUCUCCGGUGAUUACUGUACGGUAAAAAAGUUACUUAUAAGACACCAGUGCCGUCUGAACGUGCAUCUCAAAGGGUUGCUGAAGACGUUAAAGGAGAUCUUGGGCUAGUUCCUGAGAUGAGGACCAGUUGACUUUCAGCGAUGUGGCCAUUGAUUUCUCCCCGGAUGAGUGGGAAUGCCUGGACCCUCCGCAGCAGACUCUGUAUAGGGACGUGAUGUUGGAGAACUACAGAAACCUGGUGUCUGUGGCCCUUUCUCAUCAUUGUUCCCAGAACUUUCCACCAGAACAGACCCUAAAAUAUUCCUUUAAAAGAGCAACUAAUGGAAGACUCGGAAGUCACGGCCUUAAGAGUUUAAGAAAUUGGGCAGAAGCAGAUGAGAAUCGAGGUCAAACAGCCUGCCGUGGUGGACAUAACGAAUGGGUGCCCACCAGCAGUAGCAAGGGUGUCACUGACAACAGAGACCAAGAACAGAAAACAUCUGCGAAAAGAACUCGUGCUAGGGCAGGCGCUUUCAGCAAGACACGUAUCAGCAAACGAAAGACUCCUCGGGACACUUUUCAGCGUAACUUAACUUUGAAAAGAAGUUUGGAAGAUCUGAAAGAGGGAUUAAUCUUGCACUCAGACAUCUCCAUAGACAAAGAACCAAGAAACCGAGAACCAGUCUCUAUAACUGAUCAGGUAGAGACCUCCAAUCCCGAAAGAUCCUUACUCUUCAGUCAGCAAGUAGAUCUUUCCUACGGCCAGAUGCACAGUUCUAAUGACUGUGGAUUGCUUGCCACGGCUCCAGAGAAAUCUGGUCAGUGUAACAAAGUACAUAACAACUUUGACCAUGGCUCAAGUCCCAACAAACAUUACUGUGCUCUGUUUCAAAAGAACGUUUUCAGUUAUGAAAAUUUAUUUUCCCAGGACUCAAAGCUUACUGUCCAUCAAUGUAACUAUAUUCAAGAUAAUCAUUACAAUCAUAUAGACUGUGAGUCAACACUUAAUCAAACCUCGAACCUGACUACACAUAAAAUUCAGUAUGCCCAGAAAUCCUACAAAUGUAAUGUAUGUGGCAAAACCUUUAAGUAUUGCUCAAGUUACAGUAAACACAGCAUCGUUCACACGGGAGAAAAACCCUACAAAUGUAAAUUAUGUGGAAAAUCCUUUACCCAGUGUACAAGCCUUAAAAAACAUCAGAGAAUCCACACCGGAGAGAGACCGUACACGUGUGAAGAGUGUGGCAGAAGCUUCAACCACUGCUCAAUUCUUAGUCAGCACCAGAGAAUCCACACCGGAGAGAAACCCUACAAGUGCAAACAGUGUGGGAAAUCCUUCACCCAGUGUGCAAGCCUCAGAAAGCACGAGGUAAUCCACACCGGAGAGAAGCCCUACAGAUGUGCCGAAUGUGGCAAAGCCUUUACCCAAAGCUCAACACUUAGUGAACACCAGAGAAUCCACACCGGAGAGAAACCGUACAAAUGCGAACAGUGUGGGAAGUCCUUCACCCAGUGUUCAAGCCUCAGGAAGCACCAGAGAACCCACACCGGAGAGAAGCCCUACAAAUGUGGGGUAUGCGGCAAAGCCUUCAGCUGCCGUUCAUCUUUUACUAAGCACCAGAGGAUUCACACGGGAGAGAAACCUUACAGGUGUAAAGAGUGUGGCAAAGCUUUCAUCCACUGCACGAACCUUACUCAGCACCAGAGAAUCCAUACAGGAGAGAAACCCUACAGAUGUGAUGAGUGUGGGAGAUGCUUUAGUCAGUGUUCAAACCUCAGAAAGCAUCAGAGGAUCCAUAUACAUGAGUAAAACCAGCAGAUGGGAACAAUGUAGUAAAUCUGUACCCACAGUCAAAA